GCAGUGGCGGCGGCACCAACAACAGCGACAGAAUCAACGACGAUAGUGUGGUGGCUAGAUCGCAAUUCGCAACCACUCGCAACGUGGACUUGUGGGUGCCGGGGUUACUCCGGAGAAAAAACGACCGUGUCAUGCACACGAUCUCGUCGUCGCGUCCGCUAUAAUGCGCUGUGGAUUAAAAAUAAUUACUUGCCACGAAAAUCCAGUGGUGCUGGCAUGAUAAAAUAAGGGAAACGAAGGAAAUGAGCCACAAUAUUGCGGGCAUGCCACCCUUCACAAGGAUGCCAUUGGGGGGUAUGGGAAUGGGUGUAAAUAUGGGCCCUAAUGCCCCACAUCCUGACUCUUCUGCUCAUCCCCAUCCACCACCGCCACCACCAGCUGGUGCUAAUCCUAAAAAGAAAAGGCGUACAAAUGCAAGUGUUGCUCAACCACCUCCGCAACAACCUCCAUCUGUACAGGACCUACUACCCCCACCCUUAACUGGUUACGGUGAUACAAUAGUUGCAAGUAAUCCUUUUGACGACACUCCACCACAAACGCCGCAAAGUCCAAUGAUGCAUGGUGCGCCUUCACAUAUGCAUCCUCAUCAUCCACAUCACAUGGGUGGUCCUCCUAUGCGAGGUAUGAGCCCUUUAACUACGAUAGGUGGCAUGAGUCCUAUGAUGCCACAUAAUAUGGGCAAUAUGAGUCCUAUGGGUAAUUCACCCAUGACAAAUCACAUGAAUCAUAUGGGAGCUAUGUCUCCUAUGAAUCAUGCUCCUAUUGGAGGUAUGAGCCCUAUGAAUAACAUGGGUCCAAAUAUGCCUCCUGGUCCAAUGAACACCAUGAAUAAUCAUAUGAAUAUUAGUCAUAUGGGAAAUUCGCAAUUAAGUGGUCCACCUAUGGGUAGUCCAAUGAAUAAUAUGAACAGUGGACCUAUGGGUAGCCCAAUGAACAACAUGGGUCACAACAUGGGUAGUCCUAUGGGUGGACCUUUAGGAUCUCCAAUGAACAUGGGAGGAUCUAAUCACAUGCCUAAUGGACCAAUGAACAUGAACAACAUAAAUAGCCAUAUACCGCCCAACAGUCCAUUAAAUGGGCCAUCACUAAACAAUGUAAACAGUCCACUAGGACAUAAUGGAUCUCAACCUCAUCCGAAUCACAUGGGAAAUAAUCUUAACAAUUUAGGAAGACCUAUGAAUGGACCAAUGACCACUAUGAGUUCGAUGGUAUCGAACAACAUGAAUAUGACUGGACCGAAUCAAAUAAAUAACAUGAAUAUGGGUGGUCCAGGAAUAAGUAGUAUGUCCAAUAUGAAUAUUAGCCAUCACAAUCAAAUGGGAAGUCAUAUGGCAGGUCCAAUGGGUACAUUAUCCAAUAAUAUGGGCGGUGGACCACCUAUGGGACAUCCUAUUAAUUCUAUGGGGGGAUCUAUGCCACCACACGGGUUUCAAGGUCCGCCGGGAAUGGGUCCAAAGCCAAUGCCAAUUUCUGCAGGCAAAAUAUAUCCUCCAGAUCAGUCAAUGGUAUUUAAUCCACAAAAUCCUAAUGCGCCACCGAUUUAUCCCUGUGGAAUUUGUCAUAAAGAAGUACACGAUAAUGAUCAGGCAAUUCUGUGCGAAUCAGGUUGUAAUUUUUGGUUUCAUAGGGGCUGCACAGGAUUGACAGAAUACGCUUAUCAAUCAUUAACGCAAGAGGUUUAUGCAGAAUGGGUGUGUGAUAAGUGUUUGCAAUCGAAAAGCAUACCCCUGGUUAAGUAUAAACCAUAACACUUCGUGUCCCGUCGUUCGUGCGACGCUCCAGUGACUAUUUGUUAGCGUUUAUAUGUGGUACACGCAUAUAUGUGUGUGCAAUUGUGCACACAACACAUACACAGACACCU
Messenger RNA from Cyphomyrmex costatus, 1861 nucleotides. RefSeq names its product pygopus family PHD finger (gene pygo). The record is from RefSeq and is a predicted model, not a curated record. The transcript is spliced from 5 exons. Bases 243 to 1748 code for a protein of 501 amino acids. NCBI's taxonomy places the organism in Eukaryota, Metazoa, Arthropoda, Insecta, Hymenoptera, Formicidae.